AUGAGCAACGGUACGGUGACGAACCGAUACCGCGAGAUUAUGCAACAACAACACCUCGACAAUUCAGAUGUUAGCUCUUUGGCGGGAAGCGAUGUGCAUGGCCUGCCAAAGAGGGCCGGUAGUCCCAUGGAAUCCCUCAUGUCUGGGCCGGAUGAUUCGCCUUCCAUCCAGGGCUCCUUCAUAUCUUCUCCUGGGAGCAGUGUACUCCCCUCCGUCGCCUCCCGCCCUGGCUUGAGCAGCCCUACGCCCUCGUUCCGCCCCUUCGAUCGUCGAUUCCAAUCCCGCAUCUCCUCCCCGGGCAUCCACACACCUCGAUCGGCCUCCCCGGCCUUCCUCGCUACACAUAGCCGCAAUGUGUCGCUCAGCUCGCAAUUCUUCCUCGACCAGGCCGAUACAGACACCCAGACGCCGCCAUGGGAGGUGGUCCGGUGGACACGCCUACGCAAGCUCAAUGGGCAGGCCUUUUCGGAGGUAGGGAAGCGCAACUUUGGGUCCCCGACCUGUUUGGCGGUGUCGGCGACAAUUGUGGUGGGAACCUCGAAGGGAAUAAUAUUAAUUUUCGACUAUAACCAAAAUCUCAAGAUGAUUAUUGGACCAGGAACAAAAGCUGUCGAAUGCGGUCCAAUCACUGCAGUUGCUAUAUCUGCCGAUCACUCAACAAUCGCCGGAGGACAUGCGAAUGGUUACAUCUUUACCUGGGACACGAACCGAGCGUCAAGACCGUUCUUAACGAUACCACACCUUGACCCUUCACAACUGAAGAAUAGGAUAUCCGACGGACAUGUUCCAGAUGUUGCAAUCACCCACCUUGGGUUCCUCGGAACUCGACACACUGCUUUGGUUUCGGCAGAUGACAAGGGAAUGGCAUUCUCUCACCUCGCCACCAGGGGUACUGGAGCACUGGGAAGAUCCGUCAAGACACACCGGAUUCUAGGUCGAUAUCCAGAUGCGCCAACACCUGCAGGCAAAACAGUCAAGCCUAGCACUGUCCUUGCCUUUGCUCCUUUGCCACUGGGGAAUGUUGAGCGGUCAACUGAUGGUCUCGGCUUGACGGCUAUGUUGACCCCGUAUCUUCUGGUGAUUGUGUCAACAACGCCUGUUGCCCAGACCCAGCACAAGUCUGCGCGACCAAAGGACGUACCCGCUCACAGCGCCAUGACCGGAUGUUUGGCAUGGUUCCCUGCUGUCCAGCUCAAGGUCCCGGACCCGCACACAGGGAGCGACAUCUCGAAGGUGAAGCUGGCGUAUUGCUGGUCAAAUGUUCUGACGGUGUUGGACGUCGACGAGAUUCCUCGCGAUGAUAAAGAUCAGCCGCCUUCGUUCAGGUUUAAGGCCCGAAACAGAUGGAAAUGCGAGGAAGCCAUUGUUGCUGUUCAGUGGCUGAGUCGCUCGGUCCUCGCCGUUCUAACCAUUUCCCAGAGACUGAUUGUCCUCGAGGACAGAACUAUGCGCAUGACGGAGGCUUUCGAUCUCUUGCAAAAGUACAUAUACCAUACCGACUUAUUUUCGAAGCAACUACACUCCCUCGUGGAACAAUUGGACGAGAAUGAUGCGUCCAUGCACGGAGUGGUUGCGGAUGCUUUUUACAUGAGCUUCAAGGCCUACAAGGGGAGAAUAUUCAUUCUGGGCUUCAAUGAGGUUUCCAUCGGCGCACUGUCAAACUGGGCAGACAGGUUGAUUGCAAUGAUGGAAAAUGGCGACUACAUAGGAGCCAUCCAGCUGGCAACUUCUUAUUACACGGGAGAUGCCGACAAGCUCACAGUCGGAUUACCGGAAGACACAAACCUCCGACACACGAUGGUUCGAGACAAAAUUAUGGAAAUCAUCAGCGCUUCACUGAAGUACGCCUUUGGACAACGCGAAAAGAACCAGGAAAAUGCCGACGAUGAUCACAUGAAGCAGCUGGCAGAGACAUGCUUCGGGGCAUGCCUGAGUAUCGACAACACCGAUUUCCUAUUUGAGGACAUGUAUGAAUGGUACGACGAUGCUGACAUCAGUGGGAUUUUCCUCGAGUGCCUCGAACCCUACAUUCUAGAGAGGACUGUUUCCAUAGUGCCUCCCACCGUUGUCAAAGACAUGGUUGCACACUAUGUGGCUCGAGGAUGGGAGAGCCGACUCGAGGAGAUGAUCUGCCAUAUGGAGACUGCGACGCUUGAUCUGGAUCAGAUUACUCUGCUAUGCAAGCAGCACAGUCUAUACGACGCGCUCAUCUACGUCUGGAACCAGGCCUUAAACGACUACAUCACCCCCAUGAUCGACUUGCUCUCCCUCCUGAUUCCCCUGAUGGCAAAUGGGGACUUUGUGGCUGGUAACAUGGCGGACGACUUUUACAGCAUCAGCGCUCUCAAGAUCUUCCCCUAUCUGUCCUACACCCUGACUGGAAGAAUUUAUCCGAAUGGAGAGAUAUUGGACGACGACGUGGCAAUCAAAGCCAAAGCCGAGAUCUACUGGUUCCUAUUCUCAGGGAAAACCAUCGCUUGGCCCAAAGAUAGCGGCGAUGAGUUCCUCAUCAUGCCUGGCGCCGAGACUCAGCCUGCAUUCCCAUAUCUGCGCCUGAUUCUCAAGUUCGAUGCGCCUAGCUUCCUAAGCGCCUUGAACGAGGCCUUUGAGGAUCCAUUCCUGAACGACUCCCCUGACCAGCAACACGUUAAUGGUGGAGCCAGAGGCGAGUUGCCCGAAGAGCAGAUAUUUGGGCUCACCAUCAACCGCCAGUACAUCCUGUCAAUCCUGCUUGAUGUCAUGAACACCAAUGAAUUUGCCGCCGAGGAUACCAUUUACCUCGACAUGUUCAUUGCGCGAAAUCUGCCAAAGUUCCCCCAGUAUCUUCUCUUCUCGGGUACGACACUGUCCAAGGUUCUUACUGGGCUUUGUAACUACCCCGGUGUUGAUCUUGCAGAGGAUGCACAGCUCAGUGCCGAGUAUCUCCUGUCUGUUUAUCAACCUUCCGACAUGCCUGCGUUGAUGCCUCUGUUCAAGAGUGCAGGUUUCUAUCGCAUCUUGAAGCGCAUUUACAAGGCUGAUAAACAAUAUGGAAACCUGGUGCAGUCUUACUUUGAAGACCCAGAAGACCAGGAGAUGGUGUUCGAAUGCAUCGCCAAUUGUUUACGCCCACAUACUGAACUGAGCAAUCGCCAGCUUCACGAUGUUUUGGGCGUCGUCAGAGAACAUGCUCGCGAUUUGCUUGAGCUCGACGCCGAGCAGGCAGCUCACAUUUUCGGCACACAGGAUAAGGCGCUGCACCAGCAUAUUCUCGACUCGGCGGAGGAUGCGCCAGAUUUGCAGCACGCAUACCUAAAGACAUUACUGGAGCCGAAGGAAGCCUCGCACGAGGACAAUCCCGUGUCUGAGAGGGACCUGGUCGAGCGCUACGUUCAGUUGAUGUGCAAGUUUGAGCCGGCACACGUUUCUGACUACGUUGGUUUGGUCCAGUCUGUUGAUCUGAGACUUGAGAAACUCAUCCCUACGAUGGAGGAGACAGGAGUCAUUGAUGCAGCAGUCGUCCUGAUGGCUCGCGAGGGUCAAAUCAAAGAUGCAAUGGACCGCCUCGUCAAGCAUCUUGGCACUUUGGAGUCGGCCAUGCAAGGUCUCCUAGCGGGGGCGGAGGAACAAGACCACGCAUUGGAUUUGCAAUUUGCGGCGGAGGAUUUACUCCAGGCCCUUCAGAAGUACGUCCAUGUCGGCAUAUGGCUCUGCCAGGGACAAACGAAGUCAUCCAAGAGGACAAAUGUCGUGCAGAAGAAGCAAAAGUCUGCCGCCGAGGUAUUGUCGCCCGAUGAAGCGCUCUGGCUGAGCUUGAUAGAGGCUUGUGUUCGGAUCACGCGAAAGCUCUCACCGGAAAUUAUCUCUGCAAUCGAUCACGCCAACAAUGCGGAGGACUUGGAUGAGGAGAAGCUCCUUGCUCUCCUGCGCUCCCUGGUUCAGCACACUUUCACAGCGCUGCUAACGGCAACAUCCAGCCAAAUGUCAGGGCAGGCGGGAGGGCGUCUUCUGACAAAUGCUGGGGCAAACUUGUCAUUCCUCCGCGUGUUGCGGGCGUUCCUAACACAGGCCGCUGCAUCCUCGCCCAACCUGGCGGAUCUCAGAGGAGUGUUGGCCUCGAUCUUCUCAGCAUAUGCGUAUGAAGAGUCGAUCUUGCGGUUGUCGAACAGGUUGCUAGAACGCAGCCUCUUUGUCAAUGUCAAGCAGUCAGUUGAGCUCCGGCAACGAGGAUGGCGUCCCCGAGGAUCAACGUGCGAGGCAUGCAGUCGUCGGGUCUGGGGUCCGGGCGUGGCUGGCGGAUCAGUAUUUGAGGCAUGGGAAGACAAGCAGCUCCUUGAGGACAAGAGAAGGAAAGAAAGAAAGGCUGAUAAUGCGGAGCGUGCCAAGGGGAGUGAUGGAGAAUCGGACAUGAGAGCCAAAGGGAAGGGGGUGGACAUGCGACCUUCGAGCAUGCUGAUUGAGCCAACCGGUGGCACAAACGGCAACGGCAACGGCAGCGACAAACCACUUGGGCCGCUGGUCGUACUAGCGUGUCGACACAUUUAUCACCAGAGCUGUCUGGAUGCACUGCAGGAGCGCCAGGAGAACGGAGUAACCGGGCGAGAGCGAGAUUAUAGAUGCCCUAUUGAUGGGUGA
Molecule: messenger RNA, 4614 nt
Organism: Ilyonectria robusta
Lineage: Eukaryota; Fungi; Ascomycota; Sordariomycetes; Hypocreales; Nectriaceae
Product: golgi complex component
Exons: 3
Coding region: 1-4614 (1537 amino acids)
Biological process (GO): protein targeting to vacuole; endosomal vesicle fusion
Cellular component (GO): late endosome; HOPS complex
Molecular function (GO): protein binding
Source: RefSeq, a predicted model, not a curated record